This is a messenger RNA of Suillus subalutaceus, 342 nucleotides long. RefSeq lists its product as uncharacterized. The record is from RefSeq and is a predicted model, not a curated record. The transcript has 2 exons. Lineage: Eukaryota; Fungi; Basidiomycota; Agaricomycetes; Boletales; Suillaceae. The annotation marks the transcript as partial.
GUCAAGCUGCCUUACAGUUUCCGAGCUGCUGUCACGCUUGGCCCCAAAGUCACGAAGGACCGCCUAGUACAAGGAUGCAUGCGAAUGCGUAAGCUGGGCAAUGGGCAAUCAGUAAUGUUUUUCGCUCCAGCUGAAGUUGACCGGAGUAUUCGUUCGGCAAUUGAGAAAGCUGAUACCGACAGUGUUGAUGUGUCAGAUAUCUUGCUCUGGGCAAUGUUCGAAACUUGCAAUGAUAUUGAGAUGUGUACAUUAUCCUGGAUUCAACAGCGAUCGGACUUCAAUACACGGCAUUCUGCACGGACUCAAUUCUCGCACGCCCCUACCACUUCGAUUCUAUCCUGA